Orbilia oligospora ATCC 24927 is the source of this 876-nucleotide messenger RNA. RefSeq lists its product as uncharacterized. Gene Ontology annotation, molecular function: zinc ion binding; nucleic acid binding. Bases 1 to 876 code for a protein of 291 amino acids. The transcript has 2 exons. The record is from RefSeq and is a predicted model, not a curated record. NCBI's taxonomy places the organism in Eukaryota, Fungi, Ascomycota, Orbiliomycetes, Orbiliales, Orbiliaceae.
AUGUCGGGUUAUGAUUAUUAUCCGCAAUAUGGUUACAAUGACGACGAAUCACCUCCCCCGUAUUCCGACGAGGAGAUGAUGGACGCACCCGAGUACUACCACCGGUAUUCUGACGAAGAUGACAAUGAGGAUGAACAAGAUCGAUCAGUUAGACCUAAACCUAAGAGGGCACCGGCCGCCGGUAAACCCGUUCCGAAGAAAUGCAGAACAUGCGGGAACGCCGGCCACGAUUCUAGAAAUUGUGCCAUAAACAAGGGAUUCGCAGGGAAAGAUAAAAAGCCGAAGCAGACAGCAGCUCCACCCCCGCCCCCUCCGCCUCCACAACCGGUACAAAAGAAGGCACCGAAACCUUCAAAGCCCGCGGAAGAAAAGGCAUGUGGCGCAUGUCGAGAAACCGGUCAUGAUAGGCGGGGUUGCCCUAAGCUUCUGGGUGCACAGGGGCAACAGAAACAGGAAGAAGUGGUAGCUGUUGUUAAGAAGUUUAUGGAGACUAUGGCUGGUGCUGUAGCGUCACCGGCUCCCGCCUCAGCUAAGGCAAAAUCAAAAGCGAAGAAGGAAGCAGCUCCUGUGGAAACUAGUGCGCCGAAGAAACAGACAGCAAGAAAGACGGUGGCACCACCAGCGGCUUCUAAGUUAAAAGCUUCUGCGGGGUCAUCGGCCGCCGCAGCAAAACCACGCAAGCCCCAAACAGCCAAACAGUCUAAAUCCGCCAACCCACUAGGCGCCAGCGGAUCCCGGGGCGGGGCUGGAAUAACAAAAAAAUCCGGUGUAGCAAAAAAAUCUGGUGAAACGGCGGCCAAGAAGAAGAAAGCGCCAGCCGCUAAUAGUGCGAAUGUUGCCAACAGAGGGAUCAAUUUUACUAUCAAUUGGGGCUGA